CCUAGUUACCAGUAGCGGAAGGCAACUGAGGCUAACAUUUCCACACAUUAUUUGAGCGUUUGCCGGUGUUAUCGCUUCAUUUUCGAUACCUUGAAAGAUGGCAGAACAAACAGAAGAGAAGAAAGCAGACACUGAUUCAAAGAGAGUACACACGUAUCCUCUCAUCAGGCAUUCUGAUAUGAAUGAUGAAAUGAAGACUGAAGCUAUGGAGUUGUGUGUCACAGCCUGUGAGAAGUUUGCCAGCAAUAACGAGAAUGCUGCCAAGAUGAUCAAGGAGACUAUGGACAAGAAGUUUGGCGCCUCCUGGCAUGCAGUUGUUGGUGAAGGCCUUGGCUUUGAGAUCACCCAUGAAGUGAAGAACCUGCUCUAUAUGUUCUUCGGUGGCAAUGUGGCCAUUGUAGUGUGGAAGUGUUCCUGAACAGUUGCAGUCAUCAGCUGAUGAACAUCACAUUGAGCUGGUCAUGUUCCUCCAACUAUGGAUCAGUCACUUUACAUUCUACAUCAUGCAUUAUCAUUCAGUGAAUGUGACACUGUGAAUUGUGUUCAAUGUGUAGGUAGCGGGAGGGGGUGUGAGAGGGGGUAACAAGGGAUAUCGUGUAAUCUUUAAAAUAAAGUAUGGACAGACAUUAAGCAUGCUAGGUUCCAUUUUUAACUUCUUUGUUCAGAGACAUGUUUUUUAAAUUCUAUGUAGCUGGAUGGGAUUAUUGUUGAUGAAACAUAGUUUGUUCAUUGCAGAGAUAACAUUUAUGAUCUUGUGUACAAAUCGUAUCUGCUAGUUGUACAUAUUUUAUUUAGAUAAUAGAUAUUACACUUACUCUGCAAUGUUUCCUUAUCUUCAAGUACAACUUCCAUGUUAUUGAUAUGGGUUAACUCCCUUUACAUGUCUGCUGGAAAAUAUAUGUAACUUUUCCCAAUAUGAAAGAUAUGUUAGUGGCAGGUUCAAAUUACUGGAGAACACACAUAAGACUAACUGAACACAAUAAAGUUAUUAUUGUUAUUUCUGAUUAAUGAUACUUACCAUGUCAUAAACACUUUGCACAUUUCUUUACCAUCUCAUUAUGACGCAUUACCUAUUGGCAGCCAUCUUGCAGCAUUGUCCUGUGUUGUGCACUUGCCUGCUAUGCCAUAGCAUAGACCAACCUUUGAUGUACCUUGGAGAAGUAUCCCUGUAUUAUUGCAGUAUAUAUAUAUGCCGCCUUUACAGUGUUUAUAUGUGUGUUAUACAGAGUUUCCCAUUCCCUUGACUUAAGACCAAGGUUGAUAUCACUUGAGCUAUGCAUUUGUACAUAGCAGUUCCAGAUUUUAGCAUUCCAUGUACAUACGUUAACUUUAUUAUUAUUAUUGAUGAAGUAUGAUAAUAAACGAAAUUUUAGUAUC
Haliotis rubra (blacklip abalone) is the source of this 1377-nucleotide messenger RNA. RefSeq names its product dynein axonemal light chain 4-like. The record is from RefSeq and is a predicted model, not a curated record. Lineage: Eukaryota; Metazoa; Mollusca; Gastropoda; Lepetellida; Haliotidae. The transcript is spliced from 3 exons. Gene Ontology annotation, cellular component: dynein complex. Gene Ontology annotation, molecular function: dynein light intermediate chain binding; dynein intermediate chain binding. Bases 98 to 418 code for a protein of 106 amino acids. Gene Ontology annotation, biological process: microtubule-based process.